AUGGCUCCCAUCAAAGAAUACGCUCUUCUCUGCUUGGAGAACCCUCUGCUUGACAUCCAAGCAGUCGGUAACGCAGCCCUGCUCGAGAAAUACAACCUCAAACCCAAUGAUGCCAUCCUCGCCGAAGAGAAGCACCUCAGCAUCUAUGACGACCUCCUGAACAACUACUCCGCCAAACUCAUCGCGGGAGGCGGCGCCCAGAAUACUGCCCGCGGAGCUCAGUACAUGCUGCCGCCUAACAGCGUCGUCUUCCUCGGCGGCGUCGGCGACGACAAGUACGCCGCCAUCCUGCACGACGCAGUCAAGGCCGCCGGUCUCCGCGUCGAGUACCGUGUCGAUAAGACCCAGCCGACUGGCCGGUGUGGAGUUGUUAUCACCGACCACAACAGAUCCAUGGUCACAGAUCUUGCGGCCGCAAAUCACUAUGACCUCGAGCACCUGAAGAGCCCCGAGGUGUGGAAGCUGGUCGAGGGCGCUACCACCUACUUUGUCGGUGGGUACCACUUGACGGUGUGCCCGCCUGCGAUCAUGGCGUUAGCUGAGGAAGCCGCUGCGAAUGACAAGGCUUUUGUGUUCUCGCUGUCUGCUCCGUUCAUUCCCCAGUUCUUCAAAGACCCCCUUGAUGCUACGGCGCCUUACUGGGACUACGUGAUUGGUAACGAGACCGAGGCGUUAUCUUAUGCUGAGAGCCAUGGCCUUGAGACCAAGGAUAUCAAAGAAAUCGCGAAGGCUUUAGCUGCCUUGCCAAAGAAGAAUGAGAAGAGGGAGAGAGUGGCUAUCAUUACCCAGGGUACUGAGCCUACUCUUGUUUCUGUUGGCGGCAAGGAUGUCCAGGAGUUCCCUGUUCACGCCAUCGAUAGCAAGCUGAUUAAUGACACUACUGGUGCUGGAGAUGCUUUCGCUGCUGGCUUCACUGCUGGUUUGGUUGCUGGGGAGAGCUUAGCUCAAUGUGUUGAUCAGGGUCAAUGGCUGGCUAAGUUGAGUAUCCAGGAGUUGGGUCCUUCAUUCCCAUUUCCCAAGCAGGCGUAUAAGCCAUCCAGCCAAUAG
Molecule: messenger RNA, 1047 nt
Organism: Drepanopeziza brunnea f. sp. 'multigermtubi' MB_m1
Lineage: Eukaryota; Fungi; Ascomycota; Leotiomycetes; Helotiales; Drepanopezizaceae
Biological process (GO): purine ribonucleoside salvage; purine nucleobase metabolic process
Cellular component (GO): cytosol; nucleus
Molecular function (GO): adenosine kinase activity
Source: RefSeq, a predicted model, not a curated record